Molecule: messenger RNA, 189 nt
Organism: Malassezia globosa CBS 7966
Lineage: Eukaryota; Fungi; Basidiomycota; Malasseziomycetes; Malasseziales; Malasseziaceae
Exons: 2
Coding region: 1-189 (62 amino acids)
Biological process (GO): translation
Cellular component (GO): ribosome; cytosolic small ribosomal subunit
Molecular function (GO): structural constituent of ribosome
Source: RefSeq, a predicted model, not a curated record
AUGGGUAAGGUCCACGGCUCUCUCGCUCGUGCCGGUAAGGUCAAGUCGCAAACUCCCAAGGUGGAGAAGCAAGAGAAGCCCAAGGUACCAAAGGGCCGCGCGAAGAAGCGUAUUCUUUACAACCGUCGCUUUGUGAAUGCCACCGUGACGCCUGGCGGUAAGCGUCGCAUGAACUCGAACGACAAGUAA